AUCAUCAUAUUCGCCAUUUUGAAUAAACAUGGCUGAAAGCGUCAGCGAAACAGAGGAGCUCGUGAAAAAGACCGGUGCAACGUCUAUUAUUUGGACUUGGUUUGGAUUUAAGCCGUCCGAUGAGCAGCAGAAAAAUAUACUCUGUAGAGUGUGUGGGGCAAAAGUUCCAGCUAAGAGUGGUAACACUACUAAUCUGUUCUACCACCUCAAAACUAAACAUGUCGUUGAAUACCACCAGCAUUGCCAGGCAAUGCAGCCAACCGCAAGAUCCAGUACAAAGAAUGCAGGACAGAAAAAACAGGAACUGAUCCAAACCUCAAUCCAACAGUCAUUUUCAAAAGGUACUCCUUAUAUUAGGAAGAGCCCGCGAUGGAUUGAAAUUACCAGGGCCAUAACUGUUUACUUGUGUAAGGACAUGGUCCCUUUUCAAACGGUAGAGAGACGCGGCUUUAAAGCCAUGAUCAGAGCUAUUGAUCCACGAUAUGAGGUGCCAAGCCGCAAAUACUUCACAGAAACCGAGAUGCCAAAAUUGUAUGCCGAGCUCCGCGAAAAUGUUGAAAAAGAGCUGUGUGACUUGAAAUACUUUGCUACUACAACGGACCUGUGGUCGAGCCGUACCAUGGAGCCUUUCCUCAGUCUGACCAUUCACUAUAUAACGGAUGAUUGGAAUCUUGGCAGCCGGUGUUUGCAGACGUCGUACUUCCCCGCUGAACAUUCGGCCGAGGAGAUAGCACAAGGACUCAAGGAAGCGCUUGAGUCAUGGGGUUUUAAAGAAGAAAGCCAAGUUUGCAUUACUACUGAUAACGGAACGAACGUGGUCAAGGCAGCGUCUCUGAAUGAUUGGACCAGGCUGCAAUGCUUUGGACACAGACUGCACCUCGCCAUCGAAAAAAGUAUGAAAGACCCCCGAACUGACCGUGCUGUUGGCGUAUGCAAGAAGAUUGUGAGUGCCUUUUCAUACUCUUGGAAAAGAAGAAAAGAGUUGAAGAAAGCCCAGGCAGAGCACCAUCUUCCCUUUCAUCGGCUCAUCACAGACACACCAACAAGGUGGGGGUCACGCCAGAUGAUGAUCCAGAGGGUGCUUGAACAAGAGAAGGCACUAUCACAGGUACUGAAAGCAGACAAGAAAACCAAACACCUGGUACCCACUUGGCAAGAUACAGAUGUCUUGGAAUCUAUAAGCCGGACCCUCGGGCCACUGCUGGAAUUCACAGACGCGCUGUCUGGUGAAGAUUAUGUCAGUGUGUCGUACAUCAAACCUGUUCUCCAUAUUUUCAACAACACUGUUCUUGCUGCAGCUGAUGAUGACACUGAGCUGACCAAGGACAUGAAAAGAGUCAUCCUAGAGUGCUUAAACGAGAAGUACUCGGACCCAAAAAUGGUUGACCUGUUGGAUAUGGCCUCCUUGGUCGACCCACGGUUUAAAGAUGCAUAUAUAGCUGAUGACCGCCAGGAGUUCAUCAAGACCAGAGCGGUAGCAGAAAUUCUGUCACUGUUAGAGGUGCAAGCUGCAACAGUCAGAGAGCCACUGCCACACACAAGCACAGAAGCUGCAGCUGAUGGUGCUGAAGCUGCUGAAGUAGCUGUUGAGAGGCAAUCAAAGAAAGUAAAACGAAGCCUGGGAAGCUUUUUCAAAAAGGCCUCCUCCGAUGGCACAGCUGCUCUCACUGACAGAGAGGCCAUAAAAGUGGAGCUAAAAAGUUACCUGCAGACAAUGCAGGUUGAUGCAGAGACUGAUCCACUGGACUGGUGGCGGCUGUACCAAGCUAAUUUUCCAAGGGUGGCUAGACUGGCCCAGAAAUAUCUCUGUAUCCCGGCCACAAGUGCUCCUUCAGAAAGGGCAUUUAGCUUUGGUGGCAACAUUGUUACAUGCCACCGGUCUCUGUUGAAGCCAGAGACUGUGGACAAGCUUGUGUUCCUGGCUAAUAAUCUUUAG
Tachysurus fulvidraco (yellow catfish) is the source of this 1936-nucleotide messenger RNA. Its product is annotated as E3 SUMO-protein ligase ZBED1-like. Gene Ontology annotation, molecular function: DNA binding; protein dimerization activity. Lineage: Eukaryota; Metazoa; Chordata; Actinopteri; Siluriformes; Bagridae. The transcript has 2 exons. The coding region runs from base 29 to 1936 and encodes 635 amino acids. The record is from RefSeq and is a predicted model, not a curated record.